Molecule: messenger RNA, 1272 nt
Organism: Osmia bicornis bicornis
Lineage: Eukaryota; Metazoa; Arthropoda; Insecta; Hymenoptera; Megachilidae
Product: B-cell receptor-associated protein 31
Exons: 3
Coding region: 252-953 (233 amino acids)
Biological process (GO): endoplasmic reticulum to Golgi vesicle-mediated transport; intracellular protein transport
Cellular component (GO): endoplasmic reticulum; endoplasmic reticulum membrane
Source: RefSeq, a predicted model, not a curated record
UGAAUCAGAAAAUUGCUGAUAACUGUCAGACAAAAGUAUCUAAAUAGAAAGCAUAGAAAGUUGAUAAUAUAUGUAACUAGACGUUGCAAAUAAUCUCCGGCAUAUUCAACUGAAACGAGAAUCUAACUGUGACGUCAUUAAAUGAGGUUUAUUUAUAAAAUUCCUGAGGUUACAUGUACUUUGAACUGAACGUUAUCUACGUCUCGUACCAAUUACCGGUAUUUGCAUAAGUUUAAAAAAAAAGAGAAAAAAUGAGUCUACAGUGGACAUUAAUUGCUGGUUUUCUUUAUACUGAAAUUGCUGUAGUUUUAUUAUUGGUAUUGCCAAUAUUUCCUCCAAACAGAUGGCAGAAACUUUUUAAGUCUCGAUUUUUGCAAAGUUUAAGUAAUCAAGCAUCCAUCUAUUUCUUAAUUUUACUUUCAAUAUUAGUUUUAUUCCUAUUAGAUGCUAUCAGAGAAAUGCGAAAGUACUCUGUAAUUGAACAUAACGAUCAUGGUGUACAUUUGGAUGCUGAAAUGCAAAGUAAUCUGAGAUUGUUUAGAGCACAAAGAAACUAUUAUAUGUCUGGAUUUUCAUUAUUUUUAAGCCUUGUCAUACGUCGUCUUGUGAUCUUAAUUUCUGCUCAAGCUACUUUAUUAGCACAGAGUGAAGCUGCUAUGCGACAAGCUCAGUCAGCAACUACAACAGCGAAAAGCUUAUUAUCUCAAAAGACGACUGGAGAAAGUGCCCAAAAUGACUCAAACGAAGCGCAUGAUAAAGUGCUAUCAGAAUUGAAAGGUCAAAUUAAGGAAUUACAAGCAAAAAACCAAGAAUUAGAAAAUCAGCUUACAAAAGAGAAACAGGAUAAAGAAGUCAUAAAAUCACAAGCUGCAUCUCUUGCUAAGGAAUAUGAUCGUUUAACUGAUGAACAUGGUAAAAUACUUCAGUCAGCUGGUGAUAAAAAGAGUGAUUAAAUUAUACAUUUUCUUUUUUGUUCCUUUUUUAUUUUUUGUUUUCUUAAUUAUUUUAUAAUGGUUAAUCCCUAUUUCUGGGUUGAUAUUUUAUAUUAUUAAAAGUUAAAGUUCUACAGAAUUGAAUUUACAUAAUGUAGACAAUAAGUUAUGUAAUAGAGUAUUUAACAAGUAUCACUAUGGUGAAGACAUAUAUGAUAAGUUUGUAUUCUAUAAAUAUUUAAAUAUAUAAAAUUAAUACAGUAUUUUUGAAAAUAUUGUUAUGGUACAACAGCAAUUACUGUAUGCACCUGUGAUGUUAACUAAAAUUAUUUAAAUUAUA